AUAUAAGGAGGAGCGAGGCAUUGGAAGCACAGCACCAAAACGCAAACCCUGCCGUCCGUUCCGUUACGUUACCUGACGGAGAAACUCCGUCCAUUUCGUUUCCCUUCCCUUCCCUCUCUCCCUAACCCACCAUGGGAGCGGUGAUUCUUUCAGAUCUCUUAACGGAGAUACUGAUUCCAGUCGCUGCCAUUAUCGGCAUCGCCUUCUCUCUCAUCCAAUGGCUAAUAGUGUCCCGCGUCAAGGUCUCGCCGGAGCGCCAAUCUCCACCGCCCGCUAACAACAGCAAGAACGGCUACUCUGACUACCUCAUCGAGGAGGAGGAAGGCCUCAACGACCACAACGUUGUGGUUAAAUGCGCCGAGAUACAGAAUGCCAUCUCCGAAGGAGCGACUUCCUUCCUUUUCACUGAAUAUCAGUAUGUUGGGGUCUUCAUGGUUGCUUUUGCCAUUCUGAUCUUCCUAUUCCUUGGCUCUGUGGAGACCUUCAGCACGAAGAGCCAGCCAUGCACAUAUAGCAAGGACAAGAUGUGCAAAUCUGCUCUCGCCAAUGCCAUCUUCAGCACCAUAGCCUUCUUGCUUGGUGCGAUCACUUCGGUGGUCUCUGGUUUCCUUGGGAUGAAAAUUGCUACCUAUGCAAAUGCUCGAACGACUCUGGAGGCAAGGAAGGGUGUUGGGAAAGCAUUUAUCACUGCCUUCAGAUCUGGUGCGGUUAUGGGCUUUUUGCUUGCUGCCAGUGGCCUUUUGGUGCUUUACAUUACCAUCAACCUCUUCAAGCUGUACUAUGGUGAUGAUUGGGAAGGCCUUUUUGAGUCCAUUACUGGUUAUGGCCUUGGUGGAUCUUCUAUGGCUCUGUUUGGGAGAGUUGGUGGUGGUAUCUACACGAAGGCCGCAGAUGUUGGUGCUGAUCUUGUGGGUAAGGUUGAGAGGAACAUUCCGGAGGAUGAUCCAAGAAACCCAGCUGUGAUUGCUGACAAUGUUGGUGAUAACGUUGGGGAUAUUGCUGGUAUGGGAUCUGAUCUCUUUGGCUCGUAUGCUGAGUCUUCUUGUGCAGCCCUUGUUGUUGCAUCUAUUUCCUCUUUUGGAAUCAACCAUGAAUUUACAGCAAUGUGCUAUCCGUUGCUCAUUAGCUCCAUGGGUAUCAUCGUUUGCUUGAUUACAACUCUUUUUGCGACUGAUUUCUUCGAAAUCAAGGCAGUGAAGGAAAUUGAGCCAGCAUUGAAGAAGCAGCUUAUCAUCUCCACUGCUCUGAUGACCAUAGGGAUUGCGAUAGUUAGUUGGAUUGGCCUCCCAUCUAAGUUCACAAUCUUCAAUUUUGGAGUCCAGAAGUCUGUGAAGAACUGGGAGCUGUUCUUCUGUGUUGCCAUUGGUUUGUGGGCUGGAUUGGUUAUUGGGUUUGUAACUGAAUAUUACACUAGCAAUGCAUACAGCCCUGUGCAAGAUGUUGCUGAUUCCUGCAGGACUGGAGCAGCAACUAAUGUUAUCUUUGGGCUUGCUCUGGGAUACAAAUCUGUCAUUAUUCCCAUUUUUGCCAUCGCAGUCAGCAUUUUUGUGAGCUUUAGCCUCGCUGCCAUGUAUGGUAUUGCAGUAGCUGCCCUUGGAAUGCUUAGCACCAUUGCUACUGGUUUGGCCAUUGAUGCAUAUGGUCCCAUCAGUGACAAUGCUGGAGGUAUUGCAGAGAUGGCGGGCAUGAGCCACAGGAUCCGUGAGAGAACUGAUGCCCUCGAUGCUGCAGGAAAUACUACUGCUGCAAUUGGAAAGGGCUUUGCUAUUGGAUCAGCAGCCUUGGUGUCUUUGGCACUUUUCGGUGCCUUUGUGAGUCGUGCAGCAAUUUCGACAGUAGAUGUUCUGACCCCAAAAGUCUUUAUUGGGUUGAUUGUGGGUGCAAUGCUCCCAUACUGGUUCUCGGCCAUGACAAUGAAGAGUGUGGGUAGCGCCGCACUGAAAAUGGUGGAGGAAGUGCGCAGGCAGUUCAACACUAUACCGGGUCUUAUGGAAGGUCUUGCCAAACCUGACUAUGCCACAUGCGUCAAAAUCUCCACAGAUGCAUCGAUCAAGGAAAUGAUCCCACCUGGUGCCCUGGUUAUGCUGACACCGCUCAUUGUUGGCACGUUUUUCGGUGUGGAAACUCUGUCUGGUGUCCUAGCAGGCUCCCUUGUAUCUGGCGUACAGAUUGCAAUUUCUGCAUCCAACACUGGCGGUGCAUGGGAUAAUGCUAAAAAAUAUAUUGAGGCUGGUGCUUCAGAGCAUGCUAGGACCCUUGGCCCAAAAGGUUCUGACCCACACAAAGCUGCCGUUAUUGGUGACACCAUUGGGGACCCGCUCAAGGACACAUCCGGGCCAUCCCUCAACAUCCUCAUCAAGCUCAUGGCAGUGGAGUCACUUGUUUUUGCUCCGUUCUUUGCCAAGCACGGAGGCUUGCUCUUCAAGAUCUUCUAGAGCAAGGUGACGCAGACAAUGACUACCAAGUUUUUAGUUUUGUCCUAUCAACAAAUGUGCACUUCUCUCUCAAGGUCUUCACUUUUAUAUCCUUUAUAAUUUAGAUAUUUUGUUCUCUAAUUGCAAGCAUCAGUGUAUGAUGUCUUUCUUGCUUUUGAGAUUAGCAAGAAAAAUUUUCCUCCCUUAUCUCUUUUUCCAUUUAAUAGAUAGAUGGAGAUGAUGUGUGAUUAUUCUUGAA
This is a messenger RNA of Magnolia sinica, 2673 nucleotides long. Its product is annotated as pyrophosphate-energized vacuolar membrane proton pump-like. Bases 132 to 2435 code for a protein of 767 amino acids. Lineage: Eukaryota; Viridiplantae; Streptophyta; Magnoliopsida; Magnoliales; Magnoliaceae. Gene Ontology annotation, molecular function: diphosphate hydrolysis-driven proton transmembrane transporter activity; inorganic diphosphate phosphatase activity. The record is from RefSeq and is a predicted model, not a curated record. Gene Ontology annotation, biological process: proton transmembrane transport. Gene Ontology annotation, cellular component: membrane. The transcript is spliced from 8 exons.